GUGCAGCGGAUGUUCAGGAAAUCCUUCACGAUGGUGGAAGAAAAGAUGUUUAUGUGUCUAAAUGGUUAGAAAGGGACAGUAUACGAUUGAAAACAGAUAUUUCUUGCUUGUUUAGACUAUUACAUUAUCGUGCUUUUUGCGUCUUGCUGGAGGAAAAAUAAGGAUUUUAAAAGCAGACUGGGCAGUGCAAGCUCGACUCCUGCAGCAAGCGUUGAUUUACCCGAAGGCGAAUGUAGCAUCGAUGUUGUUGUGAUCUGAUAUUUUCUCACAGUGUUUUUGCAUAAAAGUCUAGAAGUGCAGGAGGAUAUGAGAAUACUGGAGCUGCUUUGGUGAAAGUGAUGCAAAGGCAGCUCUUCAGCGAUUCUUGCGUGUGAUUCUCUCUCUUCUGAACUGAUCUGGGUUCAUCUUCGGUGGACAUGUCUCUGGUAGCCUACGACAGCAGCGACGACAGUGACCGCGAUGAUUCUCCGGUUUUACCCGCUCGAGCUCCGGGAAGGAGCGGCGGACUCUUCGCUUCUCUGCCCGCGCCGAAGAACGCGGAGGUCCGACCGACCGCAGAUCAGCCUGCAGCUGCUGCUCAACCCAAGAGGAUGACCAUGGACCUCCCCAAACCCAAGAAACGCACAGAGCCCGUCAAAAUCGUGGUUCCUCAAAUCAAGCCAGCAGAUUCUGACUCUGAUGAUGAUGAGCCAGUGCGGAAAAAAACAGCUCCUCGGGGCAGUGGUUUGUCCUCUUUGCUUCCCCAGCCUAAGAAUCUGGCGGUGAAGGAGACCCAGAGACCCCUGGUGCCACACACACUCACCAAACGUCCUGCAUCAGAUAAACCUAAACCAAAUGCAGCCAAGCCCCAGAGUCUGUCAGGAAGCAGCCCGUCUCCAUCCGCCAUCAAAGCGGCAGCUAAAUCAGCAGCCAUGCAGCUAGCUAAACAAAUGGCUGCGGACGAAGACGGAAGUGACGACGAACUCGCUCCUGAAAACUACUUCUCUCUUCCGGAAAGCUCUGUUCAGCCUGUGAUCCCACAAAAUGUUGAUGCGCAACAGUUCGUACCCUCUUUACACCCUCCACCUGGUGUGGAGGAUGCCCCGCUGGACUUUGGCUCUAGUAAGCCAGUCGGAGCCAUUCAAGACUAUAAGACGAGUGAAGAUUUUCAACAUCAGUACCAGGAGCUUCCUGACAACACACAGCCAGAGGCGUCUGCACAGGAGUAUUAUGGGGAAGGAUACUAUCAAGAUCCAAACCCUGGAGCUGAUGAGGAAGAGGAGUCGGGGUCAUCUUCGUUGUUCAAUGAUGAAGCGUUUCGGCGGCUGCAGGGAAAACAGAAUCGUGGAAGAGAAGAAAUCAAGUUCCUGGAGAUCAAAGGAGACGAUCAGCUGAGCGGAAAUAAGCAGUGGAUGACCAAGAACAUGACAGCAGAGGCCGAACCACGCAAGUCCUUCAGCAAGAAACGAGGAGAUCAGCCAACAGGCCAACAGAGACGCAAACACCAGAUCACGUAUCUGAUUCACCAGGCCAAAGAGCGAGAGCUGGAACUCAAGAACAACUGGGCCGAUAACAAGCUCACUCGGCGGCAAACACAAGCCAAGUACGGAUUCUAGCAGACUGGAUAUACAGAUCUACCUAAUGUUCUGUCCCAAGCGAUGCACAAAUGAGAGGUUUUGGCCAGCUUUUAGAGUUUGAGAAAGGCGUUGAGGACGAAGUUCAAGAUGGCUAACAAAGUCUACCUAAUAUUGUGUUUCCAUUUGAACUACGUUAUGUUUUGUGACCCGGUUUUAGUUCGGUCGGAAACAAUCACCCUGUAACAUAGUAGUUGUGUAGGUCGACAUUAUAUUUGCUCAUUAAAUAUGGUUGGGAUGGUCUUGUCUUCCACGCUGCCGUCGUGAGCGCCGGCGGUGUAUAUACAAUACGAGGCAUUGAAAAUAUAACAAAACAAACGGUUAACACUUUACAGUAUGGUUGUGUGUAUUAAUGGUUUUGUUAUCGUCAGUGUUAAAGGGAUAGUUCACCUAAAAUAGUGUUGUCACGGUACUGGAAUUCUGUAUCAAUCGAUUCUGAAAUUUUCCAGCUAACAUUUGAGCGCUGUUAAGCACGUUCUUAAACAGCGCUAAUGUGUUCACAUGCUCAACAGAAAUUACUGUGAUUGGCCGUGAAGGUCAUCGGUUCACCAAACUUGCCGCUGUUUACUGAGUGUAACCACAGAUACAGGGACACUAGAGCGUUUAAUCGCCGCAGUUCAUCAGUGGAUCGCUCGUAUGUCAGCUUAGAGACAAACCAUCUGAUCGACGUGACUUUAAAACGCUUGAGUGUCCCUGUGUCUGUGGUUACACUGAGUAAACAACGGUGAGUUUGAUGAACUGAUGACCUUCGUGGCCAAUCACAAUCAUUUCUGUUGAGCAUGUGAACACAAUGGCAAACCAGCACUGUUUAAGAACGCGCUCAACGGCGCUCAAAUGUUAGCAGGAAAUGGACUAUUUUAAAAAUGUCGGUAUCGAUUGGUACCGAAUUCCAGUAUCGUGACAACUUCGAUAUUUUUUAAGAUACGAGUAUUCACCCUUGAUUUGUUUUGGUUGGGUUAUUUUGAAUUGUAACCAUUGAUGUUCAUAGUUUUUGUUUGUCCUACUGUGCAUGUCAAUGGUUACCAGUUUCUAGCAUACUUCAAAAUAUCUUUAGUAUUGGCAUUUAAAAUAUGCCAAAACAAUCUGAUCUUGAAUUGUGUUAUUUUGAAUUAUUAACAAUUGUAAAUGAUUAGAACUGAAUAUUAUAUGCCAGUAAGAUUGUUUUGAAUUUUAAUUUCUAAACUUGAACAUUGAACAUCUCAAAUUUAAGACAAUUACAUUUUUUUUCUUAAGUCAGAUUUUUAUAGACGUAUUUUCAAAAUUCCUAGACUGCAGAGAUGCAGUUUGUUAAAUUACCAUUUUAAGUAGUGUUGACACGAUACUGGAAAUUGGUACGAAUCAAUACUGAGAUUUUAAAAACGUUCAGUUCUCGCUAACAUUUCAGCGCUGUUGAACGCAUCCUUAAACACUGCUGGUGUGUUUCAAAGUCAAGCUUUUUUGUCUAUAAGCUGACCUACGAGUGAUCCGCUGAUGAAUCGCGGCUUUAAAAUGCUCCAGUGUCCCUGUAUCUGUCAUUACAGUCAGUAAACAUCGAUGAGUUGACGUCCAUAGUUUUUGUUUGUCCUACUACGCAUGUCAAUGGUUACCAGUUUCUAGCAUUCUUCAAAUUAUCUUCUUUAGUAUGGAGCUUAAAAUAUGCCAAAAUUAUCUGAAUUUAAGUUAUUUUGAAUUAUUAACAAUUGUAAUUGAAUUAAACUGAAUAUUAUAUGCCAAUAAAAUUAGCUUUGACUUUAAAUUUCGUCAUUUGAAUGUUGAACAUCUGAAAUUUAAGACAACUGAAGGUUUUUAAAUCCAACUUUUAUAGAUGUAGUUUCAAAAAUCCUAGACUGCAGAGAUGCAGUUUGUAAAAAUAGUUUCAAGUAGUGUUGUCACGAUACUGGAAUUACAUACCAAUCAAUACUGGAAUUUUAAAAACGUACAUUUCCCGCUAACAUUUGAGCUCUGUUGAGCAUGUUCUUAAACAUUGAUGAUUUGCCAAUGUGUUCACGUGCUCAAAAGAAAUGACUGAAAUCACUGUAACCACAGACACAGGGACAUUGGAGUUUCAAAGUCGUGUCGAUCAACUGGUUUGUCUCUAAGCUGACAUACGAGCAAUCCACUUAUGAAUCGCGGCUUUGAAAUGCUCCAGUGUCCCUGUAUCUGUGGUUACACUCAGUAAACAGCGGUGAUUUCAGUGAACUUAUGACCUUCACGGCAAUCACAGUCAUUUCUGUUGAGCAUGUGAACACAAUGGCAAAUCAGCGCUGUUUAAGAAUGCGCUCAAAUGUUAACAGGAAAUGGAUGUUUUUAAAAUUUCAGUAUCGUGACACCACUACUUUCAAGUUUUCAUGAUGAAAAACUUCAGGACGUCACAUUUCAUAUAGGUAAAUUCGAAACCAAAAAUUUAGAUUGUGAAAUUUGAAGAAAAAAAAUCAGAAGUAAAAAUAUUCAGUUGUCUGAAAUUUCAGAUGUUCAAUAUUAAAGAAAUUAAAAAACUUUUUUAUGCCAUAUAAUAUUCAGUUUUAUUAAAUUACAGUUGUUAAUAAUUAAAAUGAACACAAUUAAACAUUUAGAUAGUUUUGGCAUAUAUUAAGCUCCAUACUAAUGUGGUGUCAUUUUAUUUUGAAACCAAUCAACGAAGGGUAACUUAUUUAAAAUGAGCUGAAUCAACAUAAUUCUUGAGUGUUUAUUUGGGAACAACUGAACUGUUUUAUGUUCAGUCCACUUAAAUUUGUAAAAACAUUUAAUUUAAUUUGUGUGGAAACUUGCGUUUUUAGUGUAAAUGAGUUUGUUUUAAUUUUGGGUGAACCAUCCCUUUAAUUUACAAGUGCACUAUUGUUGCAUUAACUGUAUAUUAACGUAAAUGAGCUCAUAUUAAUGUAUACAAUGUUACUGUAAAGUGUUACUGCAGAAAACCUUGUAAACAAAAAAAGUGUUUGAGUGAAUCUUUCCUGGUUUGAUUGUUUUUACCUGCUUGUUUUUCAUUUGAAUGUAGAUUCUUAACCGAGGACUCUUGUGUAGAACUAUGAAUAAAAUAUAAGAGUUUCAUUGCACCCGUAGGAAAUAUACUGUGUUAAAACACUUUUAUGUGAUGAAUAAAUCCUGUAUCACUGCCAGAAGUGAACAUGCAUAGGCCUGAGUAAAUUAAGGGUUAGUUCAAAACACAAUUGAUCAUUUGCAGAGAUUUUAAAGAGAAUUGAGGAAAAUUUAAAGGACAUCAGGAAGACUUUUAAAAUGUCUCAAAAUAUAGGAACGGACUCAAAACAUUAAAUUGGUCGAUGAUUUAAUGUUCAA
This is a messenger RNA of Danio aesculapii, 4886 nucleotides long. It is a transcript of the gene prcc, whose product is annotated as proline rich mitotic checkpoint control factor. Gene Ontology annotation, cellular component: nucleus. The record is from RefSeq and is a predicted model, not a curated record. The coding region runs from base 417 to 1595 and encodes 392 amino acids. The transcript is spliced from 6 exons. NCBI's taxonomy places the organism in Eukaryota, Metazoa, Chordata, Actinopteri, Cypriniformes, Danionidae.